This is a messenger RNA of Linnemannia hyalina, 1740 nucleotides long. The record is from the annotation of a GenBank genome assembly. Lineage: Eukaryota; Fungi; Mortierellomycota; Mortierellomycetes; Mortierellales; Mortierellaceae.
AUGUCGACCUUUGCUGCUUGGCACAGGCAAGUCUUCUUCGCCACCCCGACUUCAUUAUACGCAGUCGUCCAGUUCCUCGUCCUCCUCCAGCAAGAACCUCGUCCCAACGUCCAACACAGCAACCAGAACAUCAACAACGCUGUUGUUACCCAGCCUGGAACUGCGUGCAACAGAUCCGCUAUCUGUUGCCCGUCCUCCAAGACACGCCAAGUCCCGCUCCCGUGCUCGUCAACCUGCCCUGCCUGCCUUCGACACCAUGACCACCACCUCACCGGACAAGUCGGGGCUUGGCCGUCCGAACUUUCUAAGAUCCCUGACCAAAAUGCUGUGACCACCCACCCUGGACGAGAUCUGAGGUACCUGGCCCAGCUUGCGAGUGUUUCCAGGGCCUUCUACGUCGCUGUGACACCUAUCCUGUGGUCGCACUUGGACUGGACUACUACGCAUGGGGAGAGAGUCGACAGACGGCUUGUGUCCUGGUUAGAGUGGUAUCUCACGACGCAUGCUGAUAUCAAAAAUGGUGGCGUCAACUCGUCCGUGACUGAGUUCCGGACGGCCGCAGGAGGAGGGAGAGGAAGCUCUAUGCAGUGGAUGGGGGCAGGAGGGCAUGUGAAUGUACUCCAGAUGUCGCGAUCAGUCUGGUCACUCCUUGACCGCAGUGCCUUUGAGGCGUUGGGCAAAGCUUUCCCCAAUAUCACUGUCCUGGAACUUCUUGAGGAUUCUGUCGACCCGGACGAAAUUGUUCAAAACGACCGCAUGGAGGUGAUCUUUGGUGCCAUGAACUCGCAAGCUCAGAACCAGUCUUGGGACGGAGAUUCGUUGGCUGAUCUGUUCAUGGCAGGACUGAAACCCUCAAGUCGGAUCCGGCUGGGCAGUGACCAUACAAAUGACUUUUACCGUCCCCGACUGGAGGAUCUUGCACUGUGUUUUCCUUUGCUUAAGAGUCUAGUUCUCCCCGAAGGUGGGUUGACCAUGGGCGCGUGUAGCUCGUCAAAGGAGUCUCUGGGAGACAAACGGAAGAAGGGGGAGGUUGGUCAAUUUCAGAAGCGAGUCAGAACAAACGAGUAUCAAACAGCAACUGCUACUCCUCGUCAUCUUUCUGCUCCCCGAGUGUGGUCUUCUGCCCCUGCUGCUACUGGUCGAGGAUGUGGACUUCGCCAACGGUCCUCGCUGUCCAUGACUGCCUUUGCUGAGAAGAUGAACUUGAUGUUUCCAAACCAUUCCGAUGGCGACAGCCAGGUCCGGUUCGGACAGCUUCAGCAUGUCAGCUGCUCCUUUGAUCCGCAGAGUCUGGACAACCUGGACCGCAUACUGAGCGACCUCUGUGUCUCGAGUCUCACCAAGGUUGAGGUACGCGUCCGGCCCAUGACUUUGCUCUGGCUUGUCACGACGGUGGACGCGUCUCAGAACACCAACCACGGCGAGGGUGAUGGAGCGGAGGGGGGUUCAUACCUCAUGUCCUGCAUCCGCAAGGUACACCGCACCCUCGGGGCAGACUGUCCCAAGAAGUUGGAGUCGAUCUCCAUUCCCAAUCUGGACGCGUUGUACAGUUUCGGGGUUGACAUGGACUCGGAUGAAGGAAACCUGGCCGCGGGUACCUGUCGAGCCGAGGACAAGGAAAGAUCCUACGGGGACUUUGUAACAGAGGAGAUACGUCAUCGCCACUAUGAAGAUAUCAAGGACUCUCUUUACAUCCAACCUGAUCCUCUGGAUAUUCACCCCCAGUUCUUUUUCGUUUAG